CCAACUAGCCAACACUGCUAGUGGGGGCUACCGCAUAUUUUAGAGACUUGUGUAUGUGUAUCAUAAACUAUUUUAUUAUGCCAAAUUGUAGCAAAAUGGAGACGGAUGUUUAAGUGAUCGAAUAGAUCACACGGCUUGUCUUCAAGCCUCUGUUUGGCGACCCUUUUGAGGGAUGUACAGCGGAGGCAGAUGCCCGCCAUCUUGGACAAUUAAUCGCUCUCCUGUAAGACACCAAACGGGGCAAGCUCCGGCGGAUAUGGAUAACAGCAGUAUACACAGUCUUGAUCCUCGUAAACAAGAGCUGUUGGAAGCCAGAUUCCUUGGUGCAGGUAGUAGGUUUCAGCCCUUAAAUACUUCUACGUCACAGCCAAUGACCAUGUUACAGGACACAAGCAGUAACCUGAGUGCUGGAUCCCUGGACAGAGACGAAGGUUCAGAAGGACAGAUUGGCACCCCAGAUAAAUGCAGAACACCAUCAGAACGGAAACGUAAAAGAAAAAAUGCCCCAGAUAGUGGGGAAAUGGGUAGUGCCACAAAAUCUGGCCGAGCUGAGACAAAUGGAAAGAAAAUAAAUGAAUAUUUCAAGCAGCAGAAUCAAUCUCCUAGUCGUAACAUGAUUCCUGCUUCAGGUGCUAAAUCUCCGUCUCCACAGACCUUGUCUCAUGGCUACCUGGCUGCAUCUCCACAAAGUAGUUCUCAUUCUAGCUCGGAAGUUUUGUCUUUUCCUGCUAGACCUAUUUAUUGUUGUACAAAAGGAGUUCAAACAGACAUGACAGUUACUCACAUCCGAGCAUUAGAGUCGAGAUCAGUGUCAGAUAUAGAACAAAAAGAUAGUCGUAUUGAUGACUUAGUUAGGCAAAAUGAUGAAAUCAGACGUCAAUUAACUGCCCAACAGAAACUGUUAGAGAAACAUAAAGAUAAUUUACAGAAAUGUUUAGAAGUCAAUAAAUCAUUAUUAAAGGAGAAGAGUGAAUUAGUGAAGAAAACCACCAGACAGAAAUGUAUGGAGAAUAGAUUACGACUAGGUCAGUUUGUGACACAGAGACAAGGUGCCCAGUUUGUAGAGAACUGGGUCGAUGGUUGGGCUUUCACAGAUUUAAUGAAAUGUCAAGAGAGGAUAGCCACGGAGAAAGAAGAUAUAGACAGGCUACGGCGUAUAUUAGUAAAACGUAAACCGCCUGCAAAUAUUAAUAAAAACUCAAAACACGAUAAUUUCAUAAAACCUGGUGAAAAACCGUUAUCAAUUAUAGAAUAUUACGAGCAAGAUGAAAUAUUGAAAUUGCGGCAAGCCUCUCUUAAAAAAGAAGAUGCAGACUUACAGUUAGAAUUAGAAAAACUAGAACGAGAAAGAAAUCUUCAUAUCCGUGAAUUAAAACGAAUACAUAAUGAAGAUAAUUCUAGGUUUAAAGAACAUCCUAUAUUAGCGGAACGUUAUUUGUUGUUAAGUUUGUUGGGUAAAGGGGGGUUUAGUGAAGUACAUAAAGGGUUUGAUCUAAAAGAACAGCGUUACGUAGCGUGUAAAAUACAUCAACUUAAUAAAGAAUGGAAGGAAGAUAAGAAAGCUAAUUAUAUCAAACAUGCAUUAAGGGAGUAUAAUAUUCAUAAGAGUUUAAACCACCCUAGGAUAGUUAGACUUUAUGAUGUAUUUGAAAUUGACAAUAACUCAUUUUGUACAGUGUUAGAAUAUUGUGAAGGCAAUGACCUUGACUUCUAUCUUAAACAGAAUAAGUGCAUUCCAGAGAAGGAGGCCCGUUCCAUAAUUUGCCAAACUGUUAGUGCUUUGAGAUAUCUCAAUGAGAUCAAACCACCUGUGAUACAUUAUGACCUGAAACCUGGUAAUAUUUUAUUAGGAAGUGGGUCAGUUAGCGGUGAAAUUAAAAUCACCGAUUUUGGUCUGAGUAAAAUCAUGGAUGAUGAAUUUUACUCUCCAGAUAUAGGGAUGGACCUAACGUCCCAGGGUGCUGGAACCUACUGGUAUCUUCCCCCAGAAUGUUUUGUCGUAGGUAAAACUCCACCAAAGAUUUCCUCCAAGGUAGAUGUCUGGUCUGUAGGUGUGAUAUUUUAUCAAUGUUUAUAUGGUAAAAAGCCAUUUGGACAUAACCUAUCUCAGGCAACUAUCUUGGAAGAAAAUACAAUACUAAAAGCAACAGAAGUAGAAUUUCCCUCAAAACCUCCAGUUAGUUCAGAAGCCAAGUCAUUUAUUAGGAAAUGUUUACAAUAUAAAAAAGAAUAUCGACCGGAUGUUUUGAACCUAGGUGUAGAUGAUUAUUUGAAACCAGCAUCUUUAAAAUCAAAGCACAACAUAGAUUUUAUACAAAGUGGAAUGUCUGGUGCUGGUGGUAAUUCACAAUCUCAAUCAUCCCAGUCACUUCAGGCUCCUACACUCAGUCUCUCACAGUCACCCGCAUUUACUUUUGGCGAUAAAUUCUCCUAGUCGUAGCCAUCACUUCACUGGAUGUUCUUAUCUUCUGACUUUAGUUCUUCAUUGGUUAAUUAAAUUAAAGAGCCAUGGAUACUACAAUUAUUAUUAUUAUUAAUCUUGCGGCAACGUUCUUCAUUUUGCUAUGAUAGUGGAAAUAUUUUCUGAAAGUACAGAGAAAUCUAUAUGUUAUAGCUAACCGCAUCCCUAAUUCUAUAAUCCUUCAUUCUUUGAUGUCAAAUGUGAUCUUAGAAAUUUUAAAAAGGAUGUUACGGUAAACAUCACCUUGUAUUGUGCACACCUAUUUAACAAUGUUAUCUUUCAAGCUGUGAUGAGCAACAAAAAAAAGAAAAAAAACCCAAUUGUGGAUAUUGAGCUUUAUCUUCAACAACUUAUCAACAACAAAUUAUCUGCCCCUGAUUUGUUUCCAGGGGCAGACAAGACGUUCAACAAGUUGUGUACAUGUCGAAAUAAAGGUGAAACUGAAUUGUGAAUAUUAUUAAACAUCUUGCCCCUGCCCCCCGUCGUACCCCAACUUGGACAAGUAUUUGAUGCUUAAGUCUUAAGACAUUGUUAUUAUAUAUAUAUAUAUAUUCAAGUUUGAAAUAAGACAGCACAAGAGGCACAUAAUAAACCUGUAUUGUCAGUGUUUAUCUUCUGCUGAUAAAAAAAAAAACGUUUGUAAGAUCUGUGCUUGAAUCCAGUCAUCAAAUAUGUUAUUAGGAUGUGUGUGUGUAUAUCGUGUUGUUAUGACCGAUCAAUUGAGUAACGAACGACUAGUGUGUGAGAUUAUUACGUGUGUUUGCAGUAAUGGGACAUCGAAUGUGUAAAUUCAGAUAAAAUGACUCCUGGCAUGGAUUUCAGUAAUUUUAAAAAUGGUGUAAUUUUAUGGAAAUUUGUUUUGUGUUGAUUUAUUUAUUAGAAUAUAUUUUAAUAUCUGAUUAUCAACGUAUGUGUUUUAGAUAUAAAUUCUUUUAAUGAGGGCAUAAAAUUGUAUAAUAAUCAUUUCUAUUUUCUUUUUCUGUUAGGGCAUACAAAAACAUUCUGGUUCUCGGACAAUUCUUCCAAAAUAUCUGAUGCAGGAGGGAAGUUUUCAAAGAAAGCAUGGGACAAUUAAAAUGGUUCUGACCGUCCAUCAGUCCGUCACACUUUUGGGACACAAAACCUCGGCUUCUGAUUGAGCUAGAGUUUUCAAACUUGGUGUAGGUGUUUAUUAGGUGAAUUCCUUGACUGAGUUCGAUGAGCAUAUUCUCCUUAAGCUAAGCAGAGAUACGCAAUUUGAUUGGUCACUGCUUUAGGACACAAUACAAAUACUUGUUGUAUAGUUUCAUUACAACAAUACCUUGACUCAGUUUGGAUUUUUGAGUCAGGUUAAGCAGAGUGAUGAGCAAAUUGAUUGGUUGAGACUUGACAACUUUGAUUCUAAUAGAGUGAGAAUGGUGAAACUUGGCAUAUAUCAUUACAUCAAUACCAUGACUAAGUUUGAUAAUGUGCAUUUCCUGUAGUUUCAUUACAUCAAUACGACAUGUACCUUGACUUAGUUCAAUAAUGAACAUUUUCUGCAUCUGUCUAAGCACUGAUAAACAAAAUGAUCAUUACUUUAUAAAAAGAUAAAUAUGCAAUUAAGAAAUGUGUGUCAUCUUAUUACUUUUUCAAUUUGUCAGGGAACAUCAGCCACACUGUUGGCUUGUUUUUCUUGUGCAUGAUUUACAUGUAUCAUAAGCAUCACAUUAUAAGACACUGUUUUAUGUCAUCAGGGCAAUGAAUGAAUAUUCAGUAUCAUUUAUAAUUGUGAAUAGCAUUAAUCAGGGUUGUGUAAUUAAGCCUAUGAUACACUUCCAGUUUGAAUCAGAAUUCCUUAUGGUACAAAUGUAAUUCAUGAAACUGUUUUAUUUUUCUUAAAUAAAAACGGAUCAUGCAGUUCGUUUUAAGUAAUGCAUCAGUAUCUGAGAAACAGCAUAUUUUUUUUGUAUGACCUUAAUUCCAAAAUGGAGGGCAAUCUAUAAUAUUCUUAAAGGUAUUUUAUUCUAUAAAAUUUAUUUUAAUUAUUUAUUUUAUUUCACUUUUAUGUUCAGCUAUGGAUCACAUAUCAGUCAUUUCUUUUGGUCAAUUUUAAUUGUAUAUUUACAUUUUAAAAUUAGGGUUGUUGUUUUAUUGAGUGAAUUAACAUUGUAACUGUAAACAUGUCACCACAAAUAUAAAAAGAAAGGUUUAUGAAUAUUGCUUUUACUUAAGUUAUUUAAAAUAUUCUCUAGUAAAACUUAUUAAAAAAAAACAAACAACAUCCAUCAUUGGUUUGCUGAUUGAAACAUAUCCAGUCACUCUCAAAAUUUGAGGUGUUCUGUUGCCUUAUUUUUUGGACUCAAAAUUUCAUUUAAAGUGUAUUGAGUAGAAAUCCCAUUACCAGGCUUUCUUUGUUUAUAUAGAUCUUUUGUAUAUAUCAAUUAAAAUAUAAAUACCGUAAUUAAUUAGUUUUUGAGUUAUCCCCAUUAAUUUACAAAUUUAAGACUUCAUCUGUACAUUUGGGUUCGCCACUGUGUCAUUCAUGCAUGUAUGUUUCUGUUUGGUCAUACUGAAUCAUGGGUUGUAAUUAAAUCUUUUAUGUCGUUGAUCACAAUCGUGCAUCUUUCAAACAAUAUCUGAUUUUCACGACUAAGUUCAUUUGAUUUAAUUAUUUAACGUUUAAUUAAGAACACAAAACCAAGAUAUCAUGUGACUUGGAUUCAGUCAGUUGGUGUUCACUUCUUUAUAUCAUCUGAAAAAAACUUAAUUCCUGCAUGAUCUAACAUUUCCUCCCUCUGCUAAAGACCCCUACAAGAAAGAGAAUUAUUGAAAUAAAAUUGAACCAUAUGUUAGUCCCAAAAUGACCUAGUUUGUGUCGAGUGGACAAUAAACCCCAUUUCUGUCUUUCUCUCUACGCUACUACCCCUGUUUAGAGUUCAAUAUUAAUAAUAAGCAAUAUUAGAAAAACACCUGGGGCCUUAUUUAUGAAAACAAAAAGCUAAAAUAUUUGAAGAAAAUUGAUCAUUUAUUGGCUAAGCUCUAAAAUAAAAGCACAAAUUUCUGAUCUUGGCCAAUGAACAACAUGCCUUAAAUAUUUUAGUUACAAUUUUCUUGAAUAAGGCCCCUGAGUAUAGACCAUGAGAAUUUAAACAGUAAUAAUAAACAUUGUAAAUUCCAAACUACUAUGCACGUAGAAUAUAUGAAAUCUUUAAAAAAAACUCGAGUCGGAAAGGUUAUUUUUAAAAUUAAGGUUACUACAUACAUGUAUUAGUCGUGAACAACUAAAGACCUAGGAUUAUUUUACUAGGUGAACCGUAAUAUAUGUAUAGUGUAUAUAGAAACAUUGAAAUACUGUGAGCAUAAAACCUUUCUGACUGGGAUAGUGUGAAGAAGCAUUUAUUCUCUCUUAGAUUUAACUUGAUAUUCUGCUGUCUUAACAACUUUAUAUAUAGAUUUCCGACUUCUUAUUUCAACACUCAGGCAGGUAUCUUUAUUUUAUUUGAGUUACAUGAUAAAGAUAUGUGUGAGAGUAUUGAAACAUAUAUACAGUAAUAUAGCAAGAAGUAGUAAAUCUAUAAGUUGUGAAUCUUUAAUCUCUACUUCUGAAUGUCAUUUAAGGAUAUUAUAGGCCUACUGUAUUGUAAUUAUUAUAAUACAUAAUUUUUGUUAUUGAGUGUAUGAAGUAAAACACCUACCAAAAUAUGCAAUAUUGGUAUACAGCAGUAUGAUAUUUUGGAGGGUCUGAUAUUCCAUACAUCCACAAUGGCCACAUGUACAUCUUAAGUGAUUAGCCCUUUCAUAAAAAUCUUGAAAAUUGUUCUUACUAUGUAGAUGUAUGUGUUUCUAGAAUCAAUUUAGUAUUUACUAGUACUACAUGAAAUAUACUGAUUUACCUGAGAAACAUUGCCAAGAAUAUGUGUAUUUGAAAUAAUAUAAAUGUUUAUUUAAGAAAUUACUGAAAUCCUGUUGCGUGUGUGAUUGUACCAGUGUAUAAUUACCUGAGUGUAUGUGUAUAGGUUAUGAAUGGUAUUAUUUGUAUGUGGUUAAAACUUGUGUAUAAUUGUAUAAAUUACAAACUGGUUGUUUUAGAAACUUGACAGAAUAAAAAAAAGAAAACCCUGUACAAAACUGUUUAUUGAUGACAUUUUAAUGAGAGCUUUACUUUUUUUUUGAAUGGUGAUGAUUUUAAAUGUGUGUUUUGCUGGGGAACGGUGGUGAACCAUAGUGUUGGGUUUUUAUAUACCAAGUGAUUUUACUUGUAUGAUAGAGAAGUGGACUGGAUAGGUCCCCUCUCUUGUCAAUAUCUCCAAAAAAUGAAAUAAUUAAAAGUGCUCUGUUA
Patella vulgata (common limpet) is the source of this 6761-nucleotide messenger RNA. Its product is annotated as serine/threonine-protein kinase tousled-like 2. Gene Ontology annotation, cellular component: nucleus. Lineage: Eukaryota; Metazoa; Mollusca; Gastropoda; Patellidae. Gene Ontology annotation, molecular function: protein serine/threonine kinase activity; ATP binding. Gene Ontology annotation, biological process: chromosome segregation; peptidyl-serine phosphorylation; intracellular signal transduction. Bases 173 to 2434 code for a protein of 753 amino acids. The transcript is spliced from 19 exons. The record is from RefSeq and is a predicted model, not a curated record.